GUAACCUGCAAGGGAGAAGUUACACACACGUAGUUUAAUCCCAAGGUUAUCAACAUCAUCGCGUAACCGCCUAGGUACCUCAAUAGGGUAUAUUAGUUACAUAUGUACAUAUGCAGCCGGAAUUGUUCUAGCUGUCUAGGUAUUAUUUCCCCCCCCACGGCAUCAAAUCAUAUUGAGCAACCCCUGAAACCUUGCCCCUCAUAUGCUGAAUUGAUCAAUCGAAACAUCUGCGGAGUUGUAACUUGCACCUGAAUAUUCACCACCUCUUUCGUUCCCCACACAAAAACCUACGACCAGUUCUUAGAAAACCCACACCUCCUUUUUUACACUCUUUCAACUACCAAGCGCUGUGCGCAUCUUCCCGACUCGAUUCUUUCCUCUCAGAUCCGUCUCCAAUCUCACGUCGCGGUUCUCCAAUCGUCUAGUUUUUGAUACUACGAUUUCAUCAUGAAGGGCGAGAUCCUCCACCUUCACUUGGGCCAGGCUGGUACCCAGCUCGGUAACAGCGCUUGGGAGCUGUACCUUCUCGAGCAUGGUCUCGGAGCUGAUGGUCGACCGGACCCUAAUGCGAAGGAUGUUCUUGACGGCGGUUCUUACGAGACCUUCUUUACCGAAACUAGCAGCGGCAAAUAUGUGCCCCGUUCCAUCUUCGUCGACUUGGACCCUUCACCCAUUGACGAAAUCCGCACCAGCGGCUACCGCCAACUCUUCCACCCCGAACUUUUGAUCAGCGGAAAGGAGGAUGCUGCGAAUAACUACGCUCGUGGUCACUACACCAUCGGUAAGGAGAUGGUCGACAACUGUCUCGACCGAAUUCGACGUGUCGCAGACAACUGCAACUCGCUCCAAGGCUUCUUGAUCUUCCAUUCGUUCGGUGGUGGUACUGGAUCCGGUUUUGGUGCCCUCCUCCUCGAGCGCCUCUCCACCGAAUACGGCAAGAAGUGCAAGCUUGAGUUCGCUGUUUACCCGGCUCCCCGCAUGUCCACAGCUGUCGUCGAGCCUUACAACGCCGUUCUAUCUACUCACAGUACCAUCGAAAACUCCGACUGUACUUUCUUAGUUGAUAACGAAGCUGUCUACGACAUCUGCCGACGUAACUUGGACAUCCCUCGUCCCAGUUAUGAGCACCUGAACCGUCUGAUUGCUCAGGUUGUCAGCUCUAUCACCUCGUCCUUGCGAUUCGACGGUGCUUUGAACGUCGACUUGAACGAAUUCCAGACCAACUUGGUUCCGUACCCGCGUAUCCACUACCCGUUGAUCAGCUACGCACCCGUCAUCUCAGCCGCCAAGAGUGCGCACGAGAGCUUCAAGGUCCACGACUUGACCUUCCAAUGUUUCGAACCCAACAAUCAGAUGGUUGUUUGCGACCCCCGAAACGGAAAGUACAUGGCCGUCGCUCUCCUCUACCGUGGUGACGUCGUCCCCCGUGACUGCAACGCCGCCAUCGCAGCCCUUAAGGCUAAGGCCUCCUUCAACCUAGUUGAAUGGUGCCCGACUGGUUUCAAGUUAGGUAUCAACUACCAGAAGCCAAUGGCUGUUCCCACCGCCUCUCCAUCCGACGGCGGUCUCGCAUCUGUCGACCGCUCCGUUUCUAUGUUGUCGAACACGACCGCCAUCGCCGAGGCCUGGUCUCGUUUGGACUACAAGUUCGAUCUCAUGUACAGCAAGCGUGCUUUCGUGCACUGGUACGUGGGUGAGGGUAUGGAGGAAGGCGAGUUCUCCGAGGCCCGUGAAGAUCUCGCGGCUUUGGAGAAGGAUUACGAAGAGGUUGCGGCUGACAGCUUCGAGCCCGAUGAGACCGAGGCCGAGUACUAAGCUUUUUACAUUGAGCGUAUAAUACCCCCCAGGUUUCCCUUUCCAUCAACUCCUACUCUUUGUUGUACAAACCCGCGCACACCUAAUCCAUUGAAUUUUUUUUUCUUCGACCUUCGUGUUGGCAAAGGAGACUACUGUCUAUUCUGGAGUCGCGAAAUAGAGAGUAAUGGAAAAAAUGCGUGGAUAUUCAGUUGUUCUUGGACGAAUCGGUAGGGGUGGCCUCCUUACAACGGUUGUUUUAUCUUUGACUCGGAAAUCGCCGAUGAUAUGAUGGAAAUGCCCAUAGGUGGUAGAUGAUGGACAGAGUAAACCUCGUUUUUUUCGCUUUAUAUUUCGCCCCCAGAAUAGCUGCACAAAAUUCUGCAAUGUUGAGUAGCUUGAUGAAUGAAACCUAUAAUUCCCCCUUAAA
Messenger RNA from Hypoxylon trugodes, 2224 nucleotides. RefSeq names its product tubulin/FtsZ family protein. NCBI's taxonomy places the organism in Eukaryota, Fungi, Ascomycota, Sordariomycetes, Xylariales, Hypoxylaceae. Gene Ontology annotation, molecular function: GTP binding; structural constituent of cytoskeleton. The transcript has 5 exons. Bases 448 to 1815 code for a protein of 455 amino acids. Gene Ontology annotation, biological process: mitotic cell cycle; microtubule cytoskeleton organization. The record is from RefSeq and is a predicted model, not a curated record. Gene Ontology annotation, cellular component: cytoplasm; microtubule.